GAUAGCUGCUGUUGUUACCGGCAACCAUUACCAGUCAUCCAGACAUUGAAAGUUUGAAACGCCCACAGUCGCCGCUCGCGGAAAAUGGCCCUGCCGAUGUCCGUACAAUUCUCGGCAACCUCAACCUUCCUUACACCGACGAAAACCGGCCACCCACUCUCAUGUGUACGAUUCAAACCAACACCUGUGGGUCGCUAUCUUCUGUCCCACCCCAAACAGAGACCCCUAGCGAUCACUCGCACUCAAAGAAGAAACCGGUCAUUCACCAUCAACGCCGCCGACGAAACCCGAGAAAGUCCCGAAGCGGAGACUGUGAGCAACCAGGACAGCCCUACUGAACCUGGGAUUCAAGCGGGCGAGUCGAGCGAGGAAUUGGGAUCGCAGAUAAAGGAGGCAAUGCGGCAGAGAAAGGAGGAGGAGGCGAGAGAUGGAGGUUUCUGGAGUGGAGUGGUGGAGGAGAUUCGUGAGAUCGAGUGGCCCGCGUUCGGUAAGGUUUUGGGGACGACGGGCGUCGUGCUGGGAGUGAUAGCUGGAUCGAGUGUCGUUUUGCUAACCGUGAAUGCCGUAUUGGCUGAGCUCUCCGACCGGGUUUUCGCCGGCAGAGGAGUCCAGGAUUUCUUCGGCUGAGAAAGUGAGAGAGAGGGAGAGUGUGGGGUUGUGAUGGUCGCUAUCUCCCGGACGAGGCCCAGCCCACGAAGGAAGUAGGAAGGCCCUCAAGGAUACUCACUCGGUAGGCAGAAAAAUGGUGUCAUGGUGAGUGGAAGAGAGAGAGAAUCUGGAAUAGCAUGUUGCUGGAUGAUGACGAUGUGUAUUUACUAUUUCCCUACAACGUUUAUAUGGACAUUGCUGAAUCAUACAUAGCCAAUGUCUUUUUAA
Messenger RNA from Carya illinoinensis, 876 nucleotides. Its product is annotated as preprotein translocase subunit SECE1. The transcript has a single exon. Lineage: Eukaryota; Viridiplantae; Streptophyta; Magnoliopsida; Fagales; Juglandaceae. The record is from RefSeq and is a predicted model, not a curated record. Bases 85 to 627 code for a protein of 180 amino acids. Gene Ontology annotation, cellular component: chloroplast thylakoid membrane.